Molecule: messenger RNA, 2014 nt
Organism: Brienomyrus brachyistius
Lineage: Eukaryota; Metazoa; Chordata; Actinopteri; Osteoglossiformes; Mormyridae
Product: BTB/POZ domain-containing protein KCTD7-like
Exons: 5
Coding region: 278-1279 (333 amino acids)
Biological process (GO): protein homooligomerization
Molecular function (GO): protein binding
Source: RefSeq, a predicted model, not a curated record
UCAAAUGUUAGACUUUAAUAAUGUACUAUACUGCGUGUACACGAAUUGUUUAGGGGGGAUCGUAACGUGAUUUGGUUUUCUGCACAUUACUGGCACUAGAAUAGCGCAAUUUGUUUUACGUUUUAGUUUUACGCCACACCGCAAAUUGUGUGUUGUGUGCUGUCGGGUAAUGCCAUCCUCACCUUCAUUGCAUUACCGAAAAGGGCAGGGGCUUACGCGAUUAUCCCGGUCCUUUUAUUAGAUCAGCAGCAAAAGCAGAGUAAUCUAGUGUGUGUGCAUGCAGCAAAAUGGGCUUGGCGAGGGCUGCAUCGGGGGGAGAGUACUUGCUUGCAGAGCGAUCGCGGCGCCUUCGCGCUCCUCCGAAGGACGGCUGCUCCCGCAGGAGAGGCAGGCGGUCACCGAGCCCGGAGUAUCUGCGGCGGCUGAGCCUGAAGAGCCGUGCGACGCCAUGCCAACUGCUGACUGUGCAGCCGGCGGCACCGGGGAGCUGUGUGCCCCCAUGAAGGACGUGAAGCUGGGGAUGCAGCGCUCCUUCUUUAACGCGUCCCGGGAGUUUCCAGAAGUUAUCUCCCUUAAUGUGGGGGGCAAAUACUUCACCACACGACUUUCCACCCUGCGGCGCUUUGAAGAUGGCGUGCUAGCAGCCAUGUUCAGUGGGCAACACCAUCUUCUCCUGGAUGCUGAGGGACGCUACUUCAUCGACCGGGAUGGGACGUAUUUUGGGGACAUCCUGAACUUCCUGCGGUCCGGAGAGCUUCCUCAGAGGGAGCGGGUGCUGGCGGUGUACAGCGAAGCCCAGUACUAUGGAAUUGGACCCUUGCUGGAGAAUCUGGAGGCCACCCAGCCCCUCACAGGGGAGAAAGUGAGGCAGGCAUUUCUCGGGCUUCUGCCUUACUACAAAGAGAAUCUGAAGCGUAUUAUGGAGAUCGCCAAGCUGAGGGCUGUGCACAGGAAGGCCCGCUUCGCCAAGCUCAAGAUCUGUGUGUACAAGGAGGAGAUGCCCAUCACACCAUAUGAGCGCCCACCCUUCAGCACGCUGCCCCUGGAGCGCCCCGAGAGCGAGGCCAAGCUGUUCAAGCACCAGUGCGAGGUGGACGUGUCCUUUGGGCCCUGGGAGGGCGUGGCCGACGUCUAUGACCUGCUGCACUGCAUUGUGGGAGACCUGGCGGAGCGUGGCGUGGCAGCCGAGCAGCAGUGUAUUGGCGUGUGCGAUAAGCACCUCAUUAGCCACUACUACUGCAAGAGGCCCAUCUAUGAGUUCAAGAUCACAUGGUGGUGAGAGGGCGGGGCUACACCGCUUCCCACCUCUCUGUCACACCCCUGCACUGAGCCCUGUCAGGACAAGCGGAGGUACUUCUUCAUCCCUUUCAACAAACUUUAAAACAGGAAAUCUGUGUUUUACAGCUGGAGUCUCUGUGAGCUGCACUGCAUCAUGGGUAAAACACCCUGCAGAAGCAAUAUUCUGAGAAUUUUGUCAAGCUCAGACUGUUAGCUUAAGUAACUUAUGAUCAUAACUGUGCUAAAAUACAUCUGUCCACAUUGAAGAAUCUCCUGUCCUGUUCUGUCUAUGGUCACAUCCCCUCCCACAAGAUGCGAAGCUUCCAGUUCUGCACACGUAUAACUAGAUGGAGUAAAUGGAAGGGAAAUGGGACCACAAACGGAAACCAAGAUGGCUGCCCGGGAGGACUGUGUGAACUUGGAUUGAGUCUCUCUGAGGGAGUCUAUUAUGUCUUUAAGCAUAUUAGCUACGUGCUAAUUUUGUGUUUACUGUGCUACUAAAGAACUGUUAAAUAACAAGCUUAAUGUUUGUGGACCAUUCCAAUAUUGGGCUUACAGAAUAAUAGCGUAUUUAUUCAAAUUAAGAAUAUUUAUUUAGAAUUUAUUUAGAUUAACGCUGGAGACCCUGAAACUUUUGGGGAAAGUGCUACUUUUGUGUGUACUGUGGUACUCGUGUUUUCCAAUUUACAACUUUUGAAAUGUAACAACCAUUAAAUGAUCAUUUAAGAAAACGUCA